GUUCGUGUGACACUGCCGAGUCCUCCAAUAUACUAUCUGCAUUGACAAUAAUUGCAUUUGUAAUCUCCAAUCAGAAACGCCGCAUUCUUACGCCCAGUUACAGUCGAUAUUGUCAUGGAGGUCUCAAAAGCGAUAUCGGAUCCCGAGCCAGGAUCGUUGAUGGUCGAGAAGAAGACAUCGUUCGAGUCACAACAAACAACAAGGGCGAUCGUUACCUUUGACAGCAAUGACCCAGAGAACCCCAACAAUUGGUCCAAGGCCAAGAAGAGAUUCGUGGUGUUUACUCUCACCUUGACGUUGUUCAACAGCACACUGUCUUCUUCUCUUCCAGCCAAUGCCAUGUCACCGAUGGCCGCUGAGUUCGGUAUAGACGACAAACGAGGGAACCCACAAUUGGCACUGCCCAUAUCACUCUUCCUGGUAGGAUAUGUCUUUGGACCACUCCUCUUUGGACCUCUUUCAGAGCUUCAAGGUCGUAAAUAUGUUCUUCAAGCGGCCUUCAUUGUUUACAUCUUGUUCACUCUUGCCUGCGCUCUAGCACCAAACUGGCCGUCGAUGCUGGUCUUCCGGCUCAUGGCAGGCAUUGUUGGCAGCUCACCAAGUACACUCGGCGGUGGUAUCAUCGCAGACAUGCACAGCGACUUGACCCAGCGGGGAAGAGCUCUUACAUAUUACUACACAGCGAGUAUCUGCGCGCCAUUGAUUGCUCCAACAAUAGCUGCCUACCUAGCACCGAUAUCAUGGCGAUGGGCUUACUGGUUCGGUCUCAUAUUUGCCGGUGUGACAAUCAUUCCGUUGGCAUUGUUACCAGAAACCUUUGGCCCUACCAUUCUUGCCCGGCGCGCGAAAAAGAUUCGGCGAUCUGCACUGAAGACUGGUCAGGGCAAUGUUGAGACGUAUGCCGCCAUCGAGCUGGAAGCCAAAGGCUGGCGCAACCUUAUGAGUGUCGUACUAAUUCGCCCCUUACAUAUGCUCUUCACCGAGCUGAUCGUCGCUGCGACGGCUACAUACAUCGCUCUAGCUUACAGUGUCUACUACAUGUUCUUUCAGACAUACCCUAUUGUCUUCAAGGGCAUCUAUAAAAUGUCAAACCAAACAAGCAGCUUCAUGUACUUGCCUAUUGCAGGAGGAAUCUGCCUUGGACUGGUCAUGUUCUUCCUAUGGGAUGCCUACUACAGACGCUGCAAAAAGGCUGGCCGAACCUGGGCACAGAAGAAUGAGUACAGCAGACUACCUUUAGCAUGCAUGGGCGGUCCUCUUCUGGCCAUCUCACUCUUCUGGGCUGGAUGGACUGCACGGUCCGAUAUUACCUGGGUAUCACCAAUGAUAGCAGGAAUUCCAUUCGGAGCUGCUCAGCUUCUGAUCAGUAUUGCCCUAACGACUUAUCUGGGCGAUUGCUACGGAGUGUACUCAGCAUCAGCCAUGGCGGCGGGAACGUGUCUGCGAAAUCUUGCAGGUGCUGGACUAUGUAUCGCCGCGGCGCCGAUGUACACCAAACUUGGUGUUGGAUGGGCUUCAACACUUCUUGGGGGCGUAAGCGUCUUGAUGUGUGCUAUUCCAUUUGUAUUCAUUCGGUACGGGGAUACUAUUCGACAGCGAAGUAAGUUCUAUCAGAGGCUAAAAGCAGAGAUGGAAUCGUCGCAGAGUGAAGCAGAGAGUGAUUGA
This is a messenger RNA of Fusarium redolens, 1665 nucleotides long. RefSeq names its product major facilitator superfamily domain-containing protein. Gene Ontology annotation, biological process: transmembrane transport. The coding region runs from base 115 to 1665 and encodes 516 amino acids. The record is from RefSeq and is a predicted model, not a curated record. Lineage: Eukaryota; Fungi; Ascomycota; Sordariomycetes; Hypocreales; Nectriaceae. Gene Ontology annotation, molecular function: transmembrane transporter activity. The transcript has 2 exons.